This is a messenger RNA of Arabidopsis lyrata subsp. lyrata, 1622 nucleotides long. RefSeq names its product transcription factor MYB111. Lineage: Eukaryota; Viridiplantae; Streptophyta; Magnoliopsida; Brassicales; Brassicaceae. Bases 283 to 1314 code for a protein of 343 amino acids. The record is from RefSeq and is a predicted model, not a curated record. The transcript has 3 exons.
ACGGAAAAAGGGUAGAGAGGGACCAAAGGUUAGAAGGAGAGGUACGUGGAGUGUCUUAUGUGCCGAUGGUUUUUAGGAUGGACAAUACAUAACUUUUAAUUCCACCGCAACGUGGUUCAUUUCAGAAACCUCACUCUCUCUUUCCCUUUUGUCCUCUCUAUAUUAAUCACCUGAAUGGUUUCUUCUAUUCUCACUACCUCACUCUCUCACUCAAGGGUCCAAAAGUGUUUUCUCUUUUUCAGUUUCUCUUUCUCUUUUUGACAGAAGAGAUCGAGAGAAACGAUGGGAAGGGCUCCGUGUUGCGACAAAAUCGGAUUGAAGAGAGGUCGAUGGACCGCCGAGGAAGAUGAGAUCCUCACCAACUAUAUUCAGACCAAUGGUGAAGGUUCUUGGCGAUCUUUGCCUAAGAAAGCUGGAUUGCUGAGAUGUGGAAAGAGCUGUAGACUAAGGUGGAUAAACUAUUUGAGAAGAGACUUGAAAAGAGGAAAUAUUACGGCCGACGAAGAAGAAAUAAUCGUCAAGUUGCAUUCCCUUCUCGGCAACAGAUGGUCACUUAUUGCAACACAUCUACCAGGAAGAACAGACAACGAAAUUAAAAACUAUUGGAACUCACAUCUCAGCCGCAAAAUCUACGCCUUCACUGCCGUUUCCGGAGAUGAACAUAAUCUAGUCGUCGACGAUUUAGUCCUGAAGAAAUCUUGUUCUUCGUCUACUGGAGCCAAGAACAAUAUUAAGACCAAGAAGAAGAAGAAAGGAAGAACUAGUAGGUCAUCCAUGAAGAAACACAAGCAAAUGGUGACGGCCUCGCAAUGUUUCUCACAACCUAAAGAGCUAGAGAGUGAGAUCAGUGAUGGAGAGAAAAAUGGUAAUUUCGAAGGAGAGUCUUUGGGGCCUUAUGAGUGGUUGGAUGGUGAGAUAGAACGGCUCUUGAGUGGUUGUGUCUGGGAGUGUACUAGUGAAGAGCCUGUGAUUGGAGUAAAUGAUGAAAAGGCUUGUGAGAGUGGGGACAAUAGUAGUUGUUGUGUCGGUUUGUUUGAAGAAGAACAAGGAAACGACACAAAGAUUGGUCACAUAGGAAUUACAAACGUUGAUGAUCAUGGUAUGAAGGUGGAAAAGGAAAGAGAGGGAAGUGUUUUGAGUUCGACUUCGAAUGAAAAUAAUGAUAAAGAUUGGUGGGUUGGUCUAUGUAAUUCUUCAGAAGUUGGGUUUGGGAUUGAUGAGGAGUUGCUUGACUGGGAGUUUCAAGGUAAUUUGACUUGUCAAAGUGUUGAUCUCUGGGAUCUCUCAGACAUUGGAGAGAUAACAUUGGAGUGAUACUACCGAGCAAGUAGAUCGUACAUGAGAAGGCGUAGAAACCCAAUAAAACAUCGAUCUUUUGAUUCUAAAGUCUAGUGUUUUGUUUGGUUAUAGUGGAUCUUGUAGUUAUGUAGUAGCUUGUUGGAGUGUUUUUUAGAGAGUUAGGAGAUGUAGUUUCUAGUUUGCAGCACGUUAUGCCUUUUUUUUUUUUUGUGAUUUCUUCGUUCUCUUUUGUUUCUAGUUAUAAUGUUUGUUUGUUCUUUUUUUUUAUGUUUCAUUGUGAAUAUUCUGAAAUAAUGAUGAAUAUAUUGGGAAUUUUAUAAGCA